Messenger RNA from Ornithorhynchus anatinus (platypus), 1722 nucleotides. RefSeq names its product hydroxycarboxylic acid receptor 1 (gene HCAR1). Gene Ontology annotation, molecular function: G protein-coupled receptor activity. Bases 60 to 1196 code for a protein of 378 amino acids. Gene Ontology annotation, biological process: G protein-coupled receptor signaling pathway. The transcript has a single exon. The record is from RefSeq and is a predicted model, not a curated record. Gene Ontology annotation, cellular component: membrane. NCBI's taxonomy places the organism in Eukaryota, Metazoa, Chordata, Mammalia, Monotremata, Ornithorhynchidae.
GUACGUUUGAAAUACCUGCACCCCGGCGAGAUGAAAUCAGAAAGGCAGGAGGCUGGCCAAUGCUCAGCCUCACUGAGCUGAGACGCAGAUGUUCAUCGGCUUGCUUGUCAGACGGGGAGGGAGGCUCGGUAAAGCGGCUCGCCUGCCCUCUCCCGACCAUGCACAACAGAUCCUGCUGCCCCAUCCAAGGAGAUGCCAUUGCCCGAGUUAUGCCCCCUUUGCUGAUUCUGGCCUUCGUGCUAGGAGCCCUGGGCAACGGCCUGGCCCUGUGCGGGUUCUGCUUCCGCAUGAAGUCCUGGAAGCCGAGCACCGUCUAUUUAUUCAACCUGGCCGUGGCAGACUUCCUCCUCAUGGUCUGCCUCCCUUUCCGGACCGACUACUACUUGAGAAACAGGAGCUGGAACUUUGGGGACAUCUUUUGCAGCGUGGUGCUGUUCAUGCUGGCUAUGAACCGGGCAGGGAGCAUCGUCUUUCUCACAGUCGUGGCGGUGGAUCGUUACUUCAAAGUGGUUCGCCCGCACCACGUCCUGAACGCAAUCUCCACCAGGACAGCGGCAGGCAUUGCCUACGCCCUCUGGGCCAUGGUCAUCGUGGGCACGGUGUACCUGUUGACGGAGUCCCAUCUGUGCGAGCGAGCCAACACCAGGUCGUGUGAAAGCUUCAUCAUGGAGUCCUCUAACGGCUGGCACGACAUCAUGUUCCAGCUGGAGUUCUUCCUGCCUCUCGGUAUCAUCUCAUUUUGCACCCUCAACAUCGUCUGGAGCCUGAGGCGGCGGCCCCAGCUGGCCAGGCAGAACAGGAUGAAAAAAGCUACUCGGUUCAUAGUGGUUGUGGCCGUCGUCUUCAUCACGUGUUACUUGCCCAGCGUUUCUGCACGACUCUAUUUUCUUUGGACAGUGCCCUUCAGUGCCUGCGAUGGGGAAGUCCAUGUGGCUCUCCAUGUCACCCUCAGCUUCACCUAUAUGAACAGCAUGCUGGAUCCUCUGGUCUAUUAUUUUUCCAGUCCCGCAUUUCCCAAAUUCUACACAAACCUCAAAAUCGGAGGCCUCAGAUCCAAGCGCCCAGGAAACUCAAAGAUGCAGAGUACCGAAGGGAUGCCACAGAUGAAUCUUGGUGGAGAGAACUGCAGAUGUUUGGAGGGAGGCAUCCAGGGCACUCCAGGCCCCUCACAGGGACUGAAGAGCAACUCUGGCUAAAAAAGAUGAGAGGACAGAUGGAGGGUCUAGAAACAAUCUGCAGCCCAUGGUGGGGUUCGAAAGCAUCACUGUCACCACCAUCACCCCACAGGCUCGGUAUCCUCAGUAUUCUCGGUAUCCUCGAUAUCCUCCUCCUCUUUCUAAUGGCAAUGAAUUUUGUUUAAUUUGCUCGUUGUGCCGUUCUGGCUGAUCUAAGUGAGUGUGGGUUGUCUUUAAAUGUUUUACUUCAAACACCAGGUUCAUGUUGGUAGAAUGGGUGAGGGGAAAGAUGGCUGGGGGGAAAGAUGGCUGGAUCUGUGUGUUUUUGAAAAGUUUUGUAAAUUCCACAUCUUAUAUCUCCUAAGUUCCACGCCACAACUUUCUUCCCACUUCAGCGCUGAUGUACAUAUCACUCUAUUAUAGCCUCCUAUUUGUAACUUGCUUUAGAGUCUGUUACUUCCGCUAAGAUGGUCAGGAAUCACGUCUACUAAUCCUACUGUACUCUCCCAAAAGCUCGCUACAGUGCUCAGCACACAGUAUGUGCUCA